AGAUACUCCGCUUAAGGCUUGGGCCGCUGCCGCAGGAAACUACAUCCCCCAUAACCUCCUGCGCCGCAGUGCCGCGCGAGGCGAUGACGUACUUCCCCGACGUGACCGUGUCUCCAACGGGAAGGGGAGGGGCGGCUCAGCGUCGAGGCUGAUGACGCAUAGUCUUGGGACCUGGAAUGUCUCUCCCGAUCUCCGAGCCAGGCCCGCGGUCUCGGUUUCUCCCGUGACACCCUCUCGGAGCGCCCUUUUGACCAAUGUCUAAUUGUUCUCCUCCCGUUCUCCGUAUUGCUGUUGUCAUGACGUCCUGGCCGUGCACACGUGGUGGCGGUGCUCGGGAGAGCCCGCCACGGACGCAACCCUAAUUGUCACUGUUAUUAUUGUUACUCGUUUCAUCCUGGAGUAACGGCAAAAUUAUAGACGACUUCAAGGCUUUUAUAACGAACUGGCAGAGACCCUCUGCACCCCGCCUGGCGCCAUGGUCCACGCCUUUCUGAUCCACACCUUGGGGGCCCCGCAUGCCGAGGACACGGGCUUCUGCAGAGUACUCUACUCCUGUGUGUUUGGUGCUGAGAAGUCCCCUGACGACCCCCGGCCACACGGAGCUGAGAGGGACAGGCUCCUUUGCAAGGAGCAGCUCCUGGCAGUGGCCAGGCAGGUGGAGAGCAUGUGGCACCUGCAGCUGCAGGCAUCUGGCCGUGCCUCCCUGGACCCGCUGCCCCAGCCCACUGACGAGCCGGUGGCCCUGCACGAGGCCCCCCAGGGAGUCUUCGGGCUGGCUGCGGGGGACCCUUUCCGGGAGCCGCGGACGGUGCUGUGGCUGGGCGUGCUCUCUCUGGGCUUCGCCCUGGUGCUGGACGCCCACGAGAACCUGCUGCUGGCCGAGAGCAGCCUCCGGCUGCUGGCGCGCCUCCUCCUCGACCACCUCCGGCUGCUCAGCCCCAACGCCCACCUCCUCCUGCGGGUCGAGCGUGUCGAGGCCAUCCUCUCUCGCUUCCUGCCUCACGGCCAGCUGCUCUUCCUCAACGACCAGUUCGUUCAGGCCUUGGAGAAGGAACUCAGCACCGCCUGGCCUCGUUGAUCCCCUUCCCUCCCCCUGCCCUUCCCCUGCACACAGUGGGCUGUGACUUACCCCUGGGAUCCAGCAGAGAGGACAGGGACCCACUGGCAGCCGAGCGAAGGAGCCGGGUAGCCCCAGGACACCUGGCCUGGACCCGUGGCUGCUGCGAGACUUGUUGAGGUGCUGCAGUGACCCGUCCUCCCCCCAUUUCCUCCCUUCCCUGCCAGCCUGCCCAGACCCUCCACUGCUGGCAGCCUGUGCCCCUGCCCCUCCUUCCUCCUGACACCGCUCGGCUGAAGGAUCUAGAACUCCUGGCCUCUGGUGCUGGCCCUGCCUGGCUCCCUACUCUGUACCCAUCGUCAACCAAGGUUGCAUCCACGAGGGCCCGGGAUGGUCCAGCCCACCGCCCCUCAGAAGUCUGUGGUCUGGGGGCUUUUAUGGCUCCUGGUGGGCAGCCUGGAGAUACUCACUCUUCCUCGUCAACCCUUCAAGAAGUCGCCGUGAAGUGGGGAUGCGAGAUGUGGCUUGUCGGAUGUUCCCUCUUUUGCUUUGGAUUAAAAGCGCCGACUCUGAGUUCA
Messenger RNA from Sorex araneus (European shrew), 1635 nucleotides. It is a transcript of the gene AP5S1, whose product is annotated as adaptor related protein complex 5 subunit sigma 1. Gene Ontology annotation, biological process: endosomal transport; double-strand break repair via homologous recombination. Lineage: Eukaryota; Metazoa; Chordata; Mammalia; Eulipotyphla; Soricidae. The transcript is spliced from 4 exons. Bases 476 to 1078 code for a protein of 200 amino acids. Gene Ontology annotation, cellular component: AP-type membrane coat adaptor complex; lysosome; cytosol. The record is from RefSeq and is a predicted model, not a curated record.